Messenger RNA from Microplitis mediator, 1478 nucleotides. It is a transcript of the gene scf, whose product is annotated as calumenin. Gene Ontology annotation, cellular component: endoplasmic reticulum. The record is from RefSeq and is a predicted model, not a curated record. Bases 273 to 1244 code for a protein of 323 amino acids. NCBI's taxonomy places the organism in Eukaryota, Metazoa, Arthropoda, Insecta, Hymenoptera, Braconidae. Gene Ontology annotation, molecular function: calcium ion binding. The transcript is spliced from 3 exons.
GUAGGAUUUUGUACACUGGUACGCGGUCAGAGUUCAGGGUGGGGGUAGAACAUGAGCCCUUGGGUGUAUUUGUUAGACGAUGAUGUGGAAUCUCUUUAACAUCCUAGUUUAUUUGUUUCUAUUUCUUUUAAUCGUUUAACGUCCACUUGCGCCAAUAAAUACUAGAUAAUUCAAUCUAGAUUAUUAAUUAGAUAGUAAAUAGAAUUUUUUUUUCCAGUGUUUGCGGUUGGUUUUUUUAUAAUUUUGAAUUUUUUUCGCGGUUUUAAGUCAAAAUGUUUAAAUUAUUAGUGACGUGUCUUAUGAUAACAACGAUUGUUGCGGGUGUACCUAAACCCGAUGACGUUAAUUCCCGUGUGUUUGAUAAGGAACUGAGUGACCAGGAACAUUUCAUAAAAUCCCACCACAACCCAGCGUAUGAUCACGAAGCGUUUCUAGGAGAAGAUGCUAAAACUUUUGAUCAGUUGAGUCCAGAAGAAAGUUCUCGUCGUCUCGGACUGAUAGUCCACAAGAUUGACAAGAACUCAGACGGUUACGUGACUCAGGAAGAGCUCAAAGAUUGGAUCCGUUACACCCAGCAGCGAUACAUCCGCGACGAUGUCGAGCGUCAAUGGCAAUCUUACAUUACCGACGAUUCUGAAGACAAAAUUCCCUGGGAGACUUACAAGAAAAUGGUCUACGGUUUCAUGGAAGAGAAAGAUUACGACCCAAAAGUACACGAUGGCGACGAUAAUUAUUCUUAUGCUGUGAUGCUGAAACGUGAUCGUCGCAGAUGGUCAGUUGCUGAUCAGGAUGGCGAUGAUGCGUUAACUAAAGAAGAGUUUACUGGUUUCUUGCAUCCAGAAGAACGUGAUCAUAUGAAAGAUGUUAUUGUCCUUGAGACGCUUGAAGACAUUGAUAAAGAUGGCGAUGGAAAGAUUUCAUUGAUUGAAUAUAUUGGCGAUCUCUACAGACCAGACGAAAAUGAAGAAGAAGAGCCCGAUUGGGUGAAAAAUGAACGUCAACAAUUUUCUCUGUUUCGUGACAAAAACCAAGACGGUUUCAUGGACAACGAAGAGGUCAAAAAUUGGAUUAUCCCCGAGGAUUUCGAUCACGCGGAAGCCGAAGCGCGUCAUUUAAUUUACGAAGCGGACAGCGAUCACGACGAGAAAUUAACCAAAGAAGAGAUUCUAGAAAAAUACGACACUUUCGUCGGCUCACAGGCUACUGACUUCGGAGAAGCUCUUGCCCGACACGACGAAUUUUAAACUAUUAUUAUUAUUAUCGCUAUCAUUGUAUUAUUAAUGCCAUUGAAAUUACGUGCAAUCAAAAAAUGUCAUUAUUUUUCUUAUGUUUAAAUAUAUUUUUAGUGUAGACUAAUUUUGACAAUAAUCUCUGAUCAAAAGUUAAUUAUUUAUAAUAUUAAUAAUUAUAAUAACUCAUAAUAUAAGAAAUGCAUUCAUUAGAAAAUUAUCCAAUCAUUUAUUUAAAAAAAAAAAAAA